AUGGAUGGGUUGAGCCAGGUUUCUGUGAAGCAGAGUGCGCAGCAGUCCCACAGUUCACGCUGGGAGCUGAGCUGUGACCUUGGGCCAAUCGGAAAGAAUGUUAAUUUCUACACUGCUGUUCACCAUCUUUGGGAUAUCCCGAAAGGCUUUACAGUCAGUGAUGUAACUGGGCUGCUGCAGCCAAAACUAGCUGUGGAUAUAAAUGAAGUGACUGCCUGCAGGAUGACUGUUGCUGAAUGGCCCAAGACGAUGACUGGGCUCCCCAGCACGUCCGGUACCACCGCGAGUGUUGUCAUUAUCUGUCAGAACAAGAUGUACGUGGCUCACGUGGGAGACUCAGGUGUAGUCCUGGGCACGCACAGUGGCUUGAGCGAGGCCCGGGGGGAUAGGGACACCAUGGUGCAGGCCCUGGAGGUGACCCAGGAUCACAAACCUGAGCUUCCCAAAGAGAAGGAGAGAAUCGAGGGGCUCGGAGGAAGUGUAAUUAACAAGUCUGGAGUGAAUCGUGUGGUGUGGAAAAGGCCACGACUGACCCAUAACGGCCCGGUACGGCGAAGUACGGUGAUUGAUCAGAUCCCUUUCCUGGCAGUGGCCAGAGCACUGGGUGAUCUGUGGAGUUACGAUUUUUACAGCGGUGAGUUUGUAGUCUCACCAGAACCAGACACCAGCGUUCACACGAUUAACUGCCACGACCACAAGUACAUCAUCCUUGGCAGUGAUGGGCUGUGGAAUAUGAUCCCAGCCCAGGAUGCUGUCACCAUCUGUCAUGACAACGAAGAGAGGAAACGAUUGCUGGAGGAGCCGGGACCAACCGGUGCCAAACUCCUGGUCACCCGUGCUCUAGGCCGGUGGAGACAACGGAUGCUGCGAGCUGACAACACCAGUGCUGUGGUGAUAUGCAUUGAUCCACCCUCGCAGGGAUACGACCGACUCUGUGCCGAUGAGUUGUGGCUCAAGUUGACCAACGGCUCAAUCCACCAGGUGGAAGAGUCUGGUCUCGCCCUCCCAUCUCCCUGCACCACAUCACCACUGAAGGCACCAGAUAUUUCUCCACACUGGUUCUGUUCUGGUUUUGUUCCUGUGCUGACAAGGAGGGAUACGCGGUGCAGGAAGAGCUCACCGCCUCCUGCUGUUGUGGCCACGUUGAUGGAGCCGGGAGUUGGGGCUGCAGAGAACAGAGUAGGGGAGGGGCGCAGGGCAACCUGGGCCAGUGCUGGCUUCAAGAGGACACUGGAAGAAUUGAACGGGACAACGCCAGUCGCUGUGUCUAAGAGACUAAAACCUCGCCAUAGGCGCAACAGUGGAGGAGGGACAACAAGUUCUUCAAAGGCAACAGGGAGCCCAGUGCUUUCCUCCAGGCGCAGGAAUCCUGAGAAACCGGCAAUGAGGAGGAGCUUGAGGGGACAGCGAAGACUGAGGAACCCGUUGCUGCAGCAGCACAGAAAGACUAUCUGUGUAUGCUGAUGUGGAGCACAUCAGGGCCCUUAUGGCUUCAAGAGAAGUGCAAAAGCUGGCGGUCUUUAAGGGUCCUUGAUGCCAAUUAAUUAUUUUAAAAUCUGUAAACAGAAAAAAGACCCCAUUGACCCUUGAUUCUCUUGAUGUCUGUACAUUUUUACUUUGUUUUGUCAAAAUAGCAAUAUUCCUGCACCGUUUCAGCAGUUUUACUGUAUAUUUUAUUCCCUGCACUGUACACAGAUCUGCAGGAACAUGGUGUGGUCUUUUAGCUCUCACCAUCCUUUUAGCUCCUCUUGCUCUCUGUCUGAGAUCUCUUUGGAGGUUUUAAGAAAAAUAAUAUUUUGGUUAAUUGAAUGAUGAGGAAAUUCUCCCAGCAUUUUCCAUCUCCUGAUGAUGCUUGACCAGAAAUGACUUCUUCCCCAUGUCCAUUGUUCCCAUGGCUGUGGUUUGCUACCCCACACAAACCAAUGAUGGUUUCUGCUGUUUGGUCACUUCAUUGACUCAUUCCAGUUUGAUUGCUGUUAGCAAGUUUCCAUAUUUUUUUGCUGUGUUAGAUUAACAUCCACCAAUGACUGGUGCCAGUCAAUCUUGACCCCCAUGAAUAAUGUGCUAAGCAGUGUGGUUUCCCUUGAACAUCAGUUGUUUGCAAAGUGGUUAAUCAGUGGUUCUGGACUGAUGAUUGGGAUUGGGGAGUGUACUUGGCUAAUUGAGAUGGGGAUGGGACUGAAUGCAGAGCUCUCAGUUGCAUGCUGUUGCUGCUCACUGCAGCUAACAGACAUCAAGGACUGCAAUUAAUGUGCUCUAGUCAUUUAAAACACCAUAGGAGCUGCUGCAUCUGGCACUGUGUGGCUCAGACAGGGAUCAAGAUGAAAGCCAAGCAGAUUGAACAGUUUGCCGGUGUUUGAAUCCACCGGCCUGUCCUUUCUGGAUAUUUCCUCUAUGGUUUGCUAAUGGCAAUGGUUUCAUUAUGUCACCGAAGUGCACCAGGUGAUUUGGGCUUGAAUGGAGUGACCUGACCUCCCUACAUGCUGAAGCUGAGCUGAAUUAGUAUGAGAGUGAAAGGCUGGGAUGUGAUUUAACAGUUGGACUAAGAACCCUUAGUGAGCUAGAUGUAUUGGUGCCUACCUGUAUUGUAUUUCAGCAGAUCAGCCAGAAAGCCGAGGACUGGGAAUUUAGCCCUUGUUUUCCAUGCUGUACCGUUAUAAGGUCCCAAUAACUCCUAGUUUUUCAAAGUGUACACAAAUAUGUUGUAACUGGUCUUGUUGCCUUUGUGGAUCCUUUUAACUAAUUAAUAUUUUGACUUGGGGUUUCUCCAAUAAAUAAAUGCUUGAGCUGCAAAAAUAGUUUUAGAUUAUUUCCUUUGACAUUUGGAAACCCUCAUCCCCAUAUGCAAAAGGCAGGGUUUAAAUGCCAGAUAUUCCUUUGACCUUUACUGUGUUUUAACCAGUUCAAUAAGAUGCUUACUGUAUUUCAAUGAUCAGAGCUCUUCAAACAGAGGGCACAACUUAAAUCGGUGUUUCCAGGCUCGCAAUGGGUGCUUUUUUUUAAGCUGCAUGGGCAUAGACCGAAAGCUGACAAUGUGUUCCCUCACCGUUGAAGGGCUGUGUUAUGAACCACAUGACUGAUUACCGUAAGACAUCACAUUUUGGAUAAUUAAAAUGUGGACUGGUUUUCAGACUUCCUUGGUUUUGAACUAAGUGAUCACCAUGCAGUGUCUAGUUUUUACUAAAAAUAAAGAUGGCUUGAGAGCAGAGAAGUGCUUAAAAUGCAUAGUUUUGUUUUGGUUUUAGGUGGGUAAGGGAGGAGGGUGGGGGUCUUGGGAAUGUGUGGGAGAUCCCUGUCUGUAAACAUUAUUAGCUCUGCUGUGCUAGAAAGUCUCCACUCUCCCCAGAGGGAAAGGGAAGAGAGUCUGAGCAGCAAACUGUCCACAUCCGACUCUGAUCCACCUGGCUGGCAGAAUGGCCACCUCCGGUUCCCAAUCCAGAGCUUUUAUUUUUACAGUUGUGGGAGAAGAGAGGAAAUAAUAAAUUGUGUUGUGCAUCGCAAACCUUAUCGCUCAGCCUGUUCUCCAUUGUUAUUGAGGGUGCAUUCUCCUUAAUCCCUCGUAUUGAUGGUGCUGCUACAUUUACAUGGGAGUUUACUAAUUUUGUAUUAAUAUAUAUAUAUUAUGUGUAUAUAUAUAAAUGAGAACUGUUUCCAAGUAUUAGCCUACUGUUACUGUUUUGCUAAAUAAAAAAAAUUGCUCUCACUGAAA
Messenger RNA from Hemiscyllium ocellatum (epaulette shark), 3709 nucleotides. RefSeq names its product protein phosphatase, Mg2+/Mn2+ dependent, 1Da (gene ppm1da). Gene Ontology annotation, cellular component: nucleus; cytosol. The record is from RefSeq and is a predicted model, not a curated record. Gene Ontology annotation, biological process: protein dephosphorylation. The transcript is spliced from 7 exons. NCBI's taxonomy places the organism in Eukaryota, Metazoa, Chordata, Chondrichthyes, Orectolobiformes, Hemiscylliidae. Bases 1 to 1464 code for a protein of 487 amino acids. Gene Ontology annotation, molecular function: mitogen-activated protein kinase binding; protein serine/threonine phosphatase activity.